AUGGAUCCUGGUAUCCCUUCCGAUCCCCCGUCACGUUCCUUGGUUGGAAAAGUCGCAAUUGUCACCGGCGCAGGCUGUCUGGGUGACGGCAUUGGAAACGGACGAGCAAUAUCAAUUCUCCUAGCCGAUGAUGGCUGCGACGUCAUAUGUAUCGAUCUGAACUUGGAGUGGACGGAUAAGACCGUGGAAUAUGUCCAUUCAAAACCAAAUCGUGGUCGAGCAUUUGCAUAUCGCGCAGAUGUCACAUCAGAAGAGGACUGCGAAGCAGCAGUACGCUACACGAUUGAGACAUUCGGUCGAUUGGAUAUUCUGAUCAACAAUGUCGGAAUCGGAGGUGCAGCUGGAACCGCGGUAGAUGUUGACAUGGCACAGUGGGCAAAGAGCAUGGAGACCAACGUCGCUAGUAUGGUACAAAUGGCCAAGUAUGCCAUCCCGCAGAUGGCCAAAAAUGAUGGCGAAAUUAAAGGAAGUAUCGUCAACAUGGGAAGCGUUGCUGGGCUGAAGGGUGGAACGCCUCAUUUGCUAUAUCCCACUGCCAAAGGCGCUAUAGUCAAUAUGACCCGCGCUAUGGCAGCACAUCACUCGCCAGAGGGCAUUCGAGUGAACUGUGUGUGUCCUGGGAUGCUUUAUACGCCCAUGAUGUAUGGAAAUGGGAUGAGCGAAGAAGCCAGAGAGGCCCGACGGAAACGGAGUCUAUUGGGAACUGAGGGAAACGGGUGGGACUGUGCAGGAGCUGUGGUCUUUCUUGCGGGACCCCAUGCGCGAUGGAUGACGGGUGUGAUUCUCCCUGUUGAUGCCGGCACGACGGCCGCAGUGGGAAUUGGCAUGACCAAGAGUGCAAGUGUCAACGCAUAG
Messenger RNA from Penicillium brevicompactum, 855 nucleotides. Its product is annotated as SDR family NAD(P)-dependent oxidoreductase. Gene Ontology annotation, molecular function: oxidoreductase activity, acting on the CH-OH group of donors, NAD or NADP as acceptor. The coding region runs from base 1 to 855 and encodes 284 amino acids. The transcript has 2 exons. The record is from RefSeq and is a predicted model, not a curated record. NCBI's taxonomy places the organism in Eukaryota, Fungi, Ascomycota, Eurotiomycetes, Eurotiales, Aspergillaceae.